AGGGUAUCGACAUUAACCCGCGCUCAGUUAUCCUCGGACUCUCCGGGGCUCAACCGCGCAAUUUCAUCUCUCGGAAACCGCGCUGUGCAACAGAUAAUAUGUGAAUACUUUAUAUUCUUCCUUUUAUUUUAAUUCUUCCAAUCUACGAUUCUUUCCAACAAUUUACCUGGAAAAUGAAAACAAAAAAUCGAUAAAAUUAAUUAACAUGAUGCUUCAAAAGCAGCGCUGAUAACGGAAAGCUCGUGGAAAUUUUAUUUAAUUAAAUAUUAAUGAACAAUUGUUAAUGCGAAAAGAGAAAUUUUGGUUCAGCAUUGACGUCAUAGAAUCCCUUGAACUGAGAGAUGGAUUUAAAAACUUAAAACCAAUAGCACGGAAUCGUUGAGAUUCUGGAUUCUGGUGGCUGCAGUCCAGGAGCAACAAUUGGAUAUUUAGCAGUUAAAUCGAUGAGUGGAUGACCACCUGAGAGAUGAAGCAUCUCAAGAUAAUCGUUUUUAUGUUUAAUUUAAUAAUCUGGUUGAGUGGGUUUAUGGUGAUUGUUAUCGGCACUUGGUUAAUAUUAGAGCCGAGCAGUGGUCAUUUGUUAAACCUCUUCGCCAAGAGCAUAACACCCCAUGACACGGUGCAAAUAUUGUCCUACGUACUACUGGGUCACGGGUUUAUUGUAUUGACGGUGGGAUUUAUCGGGUGCCGCGCGUCUUUGCAUGGAAGUCAGUGCAUUUUGGGUGUUUAUGUUGCAAUGCUUGUUGGAUUAAUAGUUUGCGAAUUAGCGACUGCGGCCGUCGGUGGUUUUCUGUCCUACCGUGCAGUUACUGGCUUGGAAAAUAGAUUAUUAGAUCGAUUAGCAGAUCACUACGGCCACGAUCGGACAAGUGAUAUCGCAUUUAGUCAAAGUCUUGAUUUUGCACAGUACAAGUUUAAUUGCUGUGGUAUUUAUGGUGACGGUGAUUACAAUGGAACUGCUUGGUGGAGAGAUGGUAGGAUAUCCGGACUUAAAAGGCAGGUUCCUCUUACUUGUUGCAUACUUAAAAACCACGAGGCUAAAAAUACCGGAAGUCCGAUGAGUGUCGUUGCAAGAGUGUUCCACAAAGACAAUGAGCCAUGGUUACAUCCGCAACCAAAAGAUGAAACAGCUUGCCAAGCAACAGAUCCGGAAACGAACGAAGGUUUUAGGAAUAAAAUAGGUUGCCUUGAAAGAGCGACAAAUUGGCUUCGUAAUGAGAGUUUAAAGCUUGUUUUUCUCGGCAUGGGCAUGGCAGGUAUUCAGACUCUGGGGAUAAUAACAGCAACGAUAUUGUGUCAGACAUUUCGCAAUCGCGAUCCAGAGAAUUGAUUCCAAUCAUCACUGCCAUAUUUUUUUAAAUACAUCUCAUGGUAAAUUAUAAAUAAUUGAUUCAAGCAAAUAAAUAUUUCUGUGUUUUACGUAUUAUACAGUCCGGACUUAUGUCCGUGCUGACGUUAGACCUAGAAAUACUUAGUGGAGUGUAUUUGAUGGCUAAAUAAUUAAUAACUAUGUCAAUACUGUAAAUUUAA
This is a messenger RNA of Cotesia glomerata, 1530 nucleotides long. Its product is annotated as tetraspanin-11-like. The transcript has 9 exons. Gene Ontology annotation, cellular component: membrane. The record is from RefSeq and is a predicted model, not a curated record. Lineage: Eukaryota; Metazoa; Arthropoda; Insecta; Hymenoptera; Braconidae. The coding region runs from base 467 to 1330 and encodes 287 amino acids.